AUGCGUGGAAUUAUUUGUUUGCUUUCGCUUGUCAAAUCGACCCGAUUCACGAUUCGUAUUCUAUAAUUCAGUUCUAUUAAAUAUAAUAAUUUAUCGAACUUCUCUCUGUAAAACACAUUAAUUCAUAAGGGCCUGUGUUUAAUACAUAGAUCGUCUGAAAGAGUUAAGUGUUCACAAUGGACGAACCAAUGGAUUCGCUAACUCAGCCUGACUUGAGCUUUCCUGAGGCGGCUCCACCAGCGCAGCCGAUGGAAACAGCACCACCGUUGACCACAAUGACCCCCACAACCAUGGGACCUCAGAGUGGAAGGCAUGAAGAGUUCUCAGUAGAGAAAGUUUUGGAUCGCAGGAUUAAGAAUGGCAAGGUCGAGUACCUUUUGAAGUGGAAGGGGUAUUCUGAUGAAGACAAUACUUGGGAGCCAGAAGAUAAUCUGGACUGUCCGGAAUUGAUAUCAGCAUAUGAGGAUGCUCGCAUGAAGAGAGAGAAGGAAGCAGAAGAGGCAGCAGCGGCCGCAUCUGUUGCGGCUUCUGCUGCCGCGGCUGCUGCGGCCGCCGCAGCUGCCGCCGCCGCCGCCGCCGCCGCUGCGGCUGUACCUGAUCCUAUAGAAGAGAGUCUGGCUAGUCGCAAACGAAGUAGGAGAGAUAAGAAGAAGAAAGUUGAAGCUGUUCAAGAGAUUGAGAAACCGCGGGGGCUUGCACGUGGUUUGUCUCCUGAAAAGAUCCUUGCCGGUCAACUGUUCCAUGGCACACUCUACUUCUUAGUUAAAUGGCAUGGUUGUCUGGAGUUAGAUGUGGUACCUGGCCACGAGUUAGGCGAGGCGUAUCCAGACUUCGUGAUCAACUACUACGAGAGAUGCGCUCCAUUCAGCGUCCGACACACAGUCGGCAAGAUACCUAGAGUUGCUCCUGAGCUCCCGUCAGAACCAGAAAAACCUCAAGAGGCUGAAGCUAUGGAUGUUUCUGCUGAAGUUCCAACUGAUACCACAGAAGCUCCACCUGAUCCUUCGCAAGCAUUAACCGAGCCAGAAACCCCACAAAUAGAGGUAGCAGUCAACUGACCGUCGUUUUACAACGCUACCAGUAGCGAGUAUUGAUUAUACGAGAGUAAAGUGUGAUGUUAUGUUACUUUUGUUCUGACAGCUGAACUAUUGGACUAGUAUAUAUAAAAAGUUAAAUGAACAGCAACUGUAAUUGAACGCAAUAAAGUGCAAUUUAGCUCGCGUCCAAAGCGGUAAUAAUAUUGAACGUGCUUUUGGGGUUUCUUUUAAAAGUAAAAUGCAAAAAAUUCAAAUAGCCUAUGACAGUACUGUUUACUCUACAGUGGGUAACGAAUUCUAUUAUCGAGGUUUCUAAAGUAAAAUUACGAUUGGCAAGUCAUGUUCUAGGCUUCCUUACCCAAACGGUAAAAACUUAACCCUAUUACUAAGGCUACGAUGUCUGUUCGAUUGACCGUCCAUCUGUCACCAGGCUUUAUCACAUUAACUGUGACACCUGAAAUAGAUAGUUGAUUAUGUUUUUCUUUAGCCUGUACAUAUGGAAUCUGGACUUUUUUAAUAUAUUUUUUCUGUCAGAACAAAGCAACAAGGCGGCUAUGUUUGGUGUUGGUAGAUGUUACGAUGUAUCUGCGAUAGAAUGUGAUUAAGUUAAGCAUAAUAUAAGAAAGAUAUGGUUUACGUACUUUUGUAAUGGUUUUUUAUAAUAUGUGACAAAAAUGAAAUUGGGAAAAUAUCGAAAAUUAAUAUAAAAUCUUAUAAAUAAAGCUGUAAAGAUUCUAUUAUAUACAAAAUAAACGAGUUGACUCUCAUUUAAAAUUAACUGAUAUUUCAUUAUUGUGUUAUAAAAGAAAGAAGAGAAUAAACUUGAUUUGUGCAAGUUAUAAGAUAUGGAUUUAAGAUAAUAAAAAAUAAUAUUAUUGCAAUAUCAAUACAGUGGGUAUUAAAAUAAAAUUAUUGAAAUGUGCUUUAAAAACUGACUACUGUUUUGCUGUAUUAAAAUCUUUUAAAUCGUAUUAUAGUGGCAACUCUACCUUUUAAAGUUGCCAUUGACUUCAAAUCAGUCUUGCAACUAAGUCGAAUAAUAAUAGAGAAUUACCGUAGCAGCUAAAAAAAGAAAAAAUAAGACUAUUGUUAUUCUAAAUUAAAAAAUGUGUUUUAAGUCAUUGGCAUAAUUCCACAUAAUUGUCAUUGUUAUUGGAAUCAAAUUAAAUAUUUUCAUUUUUACGAUGAAAACUUUUGUACUGGUUAUACAAAUAAAAAACAAUGUGCAAUCGCA
Trichoplusia ni (cabbage looper) is the source of this 2271-nucleotide messenger RNA. RefSeq names its product chromobox protein homolog 1-like. The record is from RefSeq and is a predicted model, not a curated record. The transcript is spliced from 7 exons. Gene Ontology annotation, molecular function: chromatin binding. Gene Ontology annotation, biological process: chromatin organization; negative regulation of transcription by RNA polymerase II. NCBI's taxonomy places the organism in Eukaryota, Metazoa, Arthropoda, Insecta, Lepidoptera, Noctuidae. Bases 177 to 1058 code for a protein of 293 amino acids. Gene Ontology annotation, cellular component: nucleus; pericentric heterochromatin.